GACCCACCACCUCCUGUCCCACCCUCCUCAUCGGUCCUCCCACUCCUCCCAUUUUUCUACCGAUUUUUUUUCCCGGUUCGGCGGCGCAUGCUUCUGCUUAUCAUCCGCGUACAACCGCUCGGCAAUGGUGGAUGCAAGCGCGAUGAAGAAGGCGUUCACCGUGUCGGAUAUCAAACCGCUGGACCAGUACGAUUUCAACCGAGCCAAGAUUUGUGCCAGUGUCCGGUGGCUGCUGUCAAAAUCAUACGGGUCCGCAGAGAACGUUCCGGUGGAGCUGCGGGAGCCCUUCUACAAGGACCAGUAUGAGCAGGAGCACCUGAAGCCCGGGGUGUCGGCGCUGCUCCUCUCCCCGGAGCUGUACUGCCGGGCCCAGGCCCUGCUGGCCCAGGCCCACGGGGUCUCCCUGGGGGCUUCGAGGGGCCCCCCCGGCGACAACUCGGCCCUGCUGCAGCUCCUGACCAAAAAGGGCUUCGCUCCCCGGGACCGGGACAUCGACGUCACAGAGGAGGACCUCUGUCACACGCCCAUCAAGACGAAGGCGCACCUGGCCCUGAUGGAUGCGCUGAUGUCAUUGGCUGCCAAGGAGACGGUGGGGCGGGUGAAGAUGGCCGAGGAGGCCGGGCAGAUGGGGGCAGGAGAGCCCUGGGAGAACGCUCUGCUCUUCUGGGUCAACAGGUUGAACCAGACGUUGCGAGAGAGCACAGAGGAAGAACCGCCCAAACCUCAAACGUGCACAGAUCUCCAGCCUGCUGAGGAAACUUGUCCUUCCAACCGAUGGUACUGGAAACUAGUCCCAAUCCGCUAUAAGAAAGAUAAGGUGCUGUCUAAGAGGACUCCCACCUUCCCUCUGGUGUCUGGAGUCAAAGAUCUCUCUAAUGGAUGUGCAGUGGCGGCCGCGUUACACUACUACUGCCCUAGCAAGCUGCCUUUAGAGGAUGUGUGUCUGAAGGAUACCAUGUCAGUGGCUGACAGCCUGUACAACCUGCAGCUGAUCAAGGACUUCUGCGCCAGCCACCUGCAGAGCUGCUGCCCCCUAGCUGUGGAGGACCUGCUCUACGCCCCGCCGGCACUGCACGUGAACAUGGUGAGUUUCGUGGCAGAGCUGCUGGAUUGGUUCGAGAUCCAGAAGCCUGAGUUUGUCCAGCCAAGCCAGCCCCUGGACCUCUCAGAUGUAUCAGGGCUGUUGGAUUGCACCAGUCCUGUCAGCGGCAUCGGAAACAGCGGUUCCCCGUCCUUUCUCUUCAAGCAGCCCUACCUGCCCAUCUCGUCGCCGAUGUCCCCAGAGGGUAAAACAUGGGGCAAAAAACAGAUCAGCCGCCCCCUGUCGGCCGUGACCUUCAGCAUCCCGUUCGGCCUGGACAGCGACGUGGACGUCGUCAUGGGCAACCCCGUCGAGUCCUUCCUGCGCUCCUCCCCCGGCGGCACGGACAGCCUGAGCCGCACGGCGGGGGUCCCGGCCCUGACCCGGGUCCCCUACAGCCCCCCCGAGGACCUCAGCCACCUGGUCAGCGCCUCCCUCCCCUCCCAGCGGGGGCCCUCCUCCCGGGGGCCCCCCGCCUACCCCCACGCGGGCCCCCCGGCCAGAGACCUGUCCACCAUCGAGGAGGCGCUGGCGGCGACGCUCCACGCCGCCCCGGGGAGCGGGGGGGCGAGGAAGGAGAAGGAGAAGACGGGGGCGGACCCCGCGGCAGUGGGGGGAGGAGGAGGAGGAGGGCUGAAGGAGCCCCGCUUGCGUCCAGAGGGGGCGCCGGCGGGCUUCUUCCUCCACUCCCCCGAGGUGGGGGAGGUCUCAAAGCUCAGCAGCUCCGCCCCCGGACGCUCCGGGAUGUUCCACCGGCCCGUCGGCGGGGAGCCGGCCCCCGGGGGCGAGGGGCGCGGGCGGGGGGACACGCGGGACAGGCCGAGCCGGGCCCCCGACACGUCCCGGGACGACGACUCGGUCCUGCGCGACGGCAGCGUGGACUCCUCCGAGGCCUCCGAGGACCUCCCGAGGAACGCGCCGGGGAACCUCCGCCCCCGCGGCGGCGGCGGUGGCGGCGCGGGUAACCCCGGCAACAGCGGCGGCAACAGCGGCGGCAGCGGCGGCAGCCCCCGCAUGACGAACUUCGCCGAGCGGCGGGACAACCGACGGAGACAGCCCGCCUCCGAGGAGCCGAGCCAGUCGACCCCGACCACGCCGGGGACCCCGCACGCGCCCUCCGCGCCGGCGGCGGCGGCGGGGGCCGGGGCCCGCGGCCACCAGGACAGCCCGGACUCCAGGGGCCCCGAGCCGGGCUCCGAGGCCCGGGAGCUGGGGGCCAAGCUGGAGGAGAAGCGCAAAAGCAUCGAGGCCCAGAAGAGACGCAUCGAGGCCAUCUUCGCCAAGCACCGCCUGCGUCUGGGGAAGACGGCCUUCCUGAAGCUGAAGAGGGAGCAGGGGGAGGGGGGAGGGGGCGCGGAGGGCGCCCAGGACGACCAGCUCACCCUGGAGGAGCGCCUCACCCGCAUGGAGGAGGAGCUGAAGCAGGAGGAGCUGAAGGAGAAGGAGGAGAAGGACGGAGGGGAGGGAGCGGGGCAGGCGGAGGGGAACGCUGUGACUCCUCCACCGCCGCGGCUGGAGAAGCAGGUCACGUUCGCUGUGGAGAGCCGCAAGGCGCCGCCGACCGACGGAGAGAAGGGGACGGAGGAGGAGAAGGAGGAGGAGAAGGAGGAGGAGAAGGAGAAGGUGGCAGGGAAAGCAGGCGGCGCUGUCCUGGACGACUACAACGGCGUGGUGCAGAAGCUGAGCGAGGCGCUGCUGUCGCUGCAGAAGGACAUGCAGAAGCUGACCGACCAGCAGCAGCAGCUCAUGGGCAAGCCGAGGACCACGCCCGCGACCCCUCCCGCGACCCCGCCCCGCACCCCGACCAAGACCCCCGUCCGGACCACCGCCGGCAAGGCCUGGGUCACCCAGCCCUGUCCGGUCCCGGCCUCCCCCGGCUCGCCCUCCCGGCGGGCCCACGGCCUGAACAGCGCCGCCGCGGCCGCCCUGAAGACGCCCCUGUCCUCCUCCUGCCCCGCCCCGAAGACCAAGCUCCCCCCCUCCUCCACCGCCCCCCGCAGCCCCAAGCACCACGCGCGGCCGGCCCACCCGCCCCAGCCCCGGCCCUCUGAGCUCAAGUUCCCCCCGCUGGCGCGCGUCCUGACCACGGCCAACCACGUGGACAGGCUGCCCCACCUGCGGCGGGCGUCGCCCAGCAAGUGCCAGGUGCAGACCUCCUCCUCCUUCCGCAUCGGGGGGCCCCGGACCCCCGUGGAGCCGCCCCCCCCGCCGCCGCCGCCGCCGCCCCAGCACGAGGAGACGGCCUCGGAGACGGGCUCCAGCGGCACGCCCACCCAGUUCAGCCUGGAGCUGGAGAACGAGGACGGGGGCGUGCUGGGCGACCUGGUGUGCCUGGCGGGGGUCCUGCGACGGGACCGCUCCGGGACCACGCUGGGCAGCAGCUCGGGGGCGCCCUCGGAGUGCUCCUUCGAGAGCGAGACCCUUUCGCUGUCGGCCGCGUUCGGCGCGGGGGCCGCCGGCGUGGAGGCCGCCCUCGCGGGGAGGAGCAAGGCGUCACCGUCGUCCCCGGCGGGGCCGGAGGGGGGCAGCGACGAGCCCACGGACGGGGACCACGAGUUCUCCUCGGACUCCAUGAGCGACCACACGGAGCCCGCCCUGGAGCCCGCGGGGCGCUCGGAGACCCCGCUCGUACCCGGAGGACCCGCGGAGCUCCCGGUGGGUGUGGUCCUCACGGAGCGCCCAGCGGCCGCAGAACCCAGGGAGGAGGUCUUCACUCAGGCAGAGGCUCAGCGACCGGCGGCCGGCCUGACCGCACCCAGAAGUGGAAUAGGGUUCGUCUUUGAGGAGGAGAUGCACAGUGAGGGUGAGAUGGCCCACCGGAGGGCUCUCCUGCUGGAGCGACAGCAGCGGCGGGUGGAGGAGGUGAAGGAGAAGAAGAAGCGAAGGCAAUGGCACGAGAAAGAAAGUGAAGAGAAUGAAAGCAGACCCGGUUCAUCGGAGGAGCGGCACAGGUCCCCCUGCCCGACCCCUCCCCCGGCCACCACCUCCCCCUUCCCCACCCCCCCUGGUACCCCCGUCCGCUGGGGGGACUUCACGCGGGGGGAGCACAACCUCAGGCACCAGCUCAAGAUCAUGGCUGACCUGGGCAAGGUGCUCCAGCAGAAACCAGCCAAUCAGGGACGAGCUAGCAGCAAGAAGACCCGCCCCCGAGCCCGGCCGCGCAGCGCAUCCCGGGUGCAACCGCCACUGUCUCAGAGCCUGGACAACGGCAUUCUGGGCUCCAAGUUAACCAAGGAGUACUCGCACUCCACCCUCAACCUGGCUGCUGGUGAGCCGGGCACCAGUGACAGUGAGCCUGCCAAGAAACCGCCAAGUGCUCCGAAUUCGCCUUUGAGGUGCUUGUCGUCAAGCAGACCGAUCAAUACAUCAGUUAAUCCAAAGUCACAAACAGACGGCGAUGUUUGUCCCAAUGGCACACCCCCUGCCACGGAUUACACAGGUCCAAAACUCUUCAAAGAGCCCAGCUUCAAGUCCAACAAGUUUAUCAUCCACAACGCUCUCUCUCGCUGCUGCCUGGCCGGCAAGGUUAAUGAGACCCAGAAGAACAAGAUUGUUGAGGAAAUGGAGAAGAGUCCGGCCAACCACUUCCUCAUCCUCUUCCGCGACGCCAGCUGCCAGUUCCGGGGCGUGUACACCAUGACCCCCGACACCCAGGAGCUGGUCCGGCUGACCGGGGUGGGUCCCAGGACCAUCGGCUCCUCCCAGGUGGAGUCCAUCUAUAAGUACAGCUCAGACAGGAAGCAGUUCAGCGCGAUCCCAUCCAAGACCAUGGGCAUGAGUGUGGACGCCUUCACCAUCCCGGGCCCUCUCUGGCACGGGGGGGCGGCAGGGGGGGGCGCUGGGGGGAGCAGGCGGGCCAGCGUUACUAAGAAAGUGGCUGUGUCUAAGUGAUCAAUGAUGUUUGAUUAUUGCUUCACUUUAGCGCAGGCCCGAGUGCAGUUCACUUGAAUUCUUCCAGGAGAGUCAUAAGACGCUUGCUGAAUCUCUUUGGCCAAAACUUGAAGAUACAUUUCUUACCUGUUUAGGAUUCAGGGUGCAUAUUAGGAUUCAUAUGCAUUCAACCAUUUUUGUUUAGAAUUCAAUAAUAUGUAUGAUUCCGGAUAGUAUGUCCUGUGUAUAGCAGGCCAUAGCAGGAAUUCAUUGGGUUUAAGCACGAUUCAUUUGAAUAAUUGGGCCCCACAAUGUAUGACCAUUGGGUGGUCCAAGAUUGCCCAAUACUAUCAUUAUUAGAUUUACAGGCAGAAAUGCUUGAUCUCAUGUCCUUUUGCUAAGGAAAGUUGCAGUCCUUUUUAAAUGUAGGCCUAUGGUACUCAAACCACUUCCUUCAGAAGAAUGAACAGACUUUUUUUCAAAACCCCAAUAUACCUGAGGAAAAUACUAGACGUCGUAAAUGAACUAGACGUUCAUUUAUCAUUUCAUUGAUUAAAAUGAAUAUUUUAAAAGGUUUGCUUUAAUUUAUUCAUGUGGAAGAGAGCGUUCCACGUCAUGAAUAAUCAUGGGGAAAAUGGACCUCUGCGAGUCUCAAAAAUCUCUUCCAGAAGCUUCUUGUGGUAUCACGAUAGUUGAAUGGCGUCGGCUUUAUACCUUACACCAAACAUGGUAACCACACCUUUAAAUGCCUUCAAAAGUCAGAAUGAAAUACAGGACUUUUUUAUUUUUUACAUUUUUUUUUCUUUUUAAGAUUCCCAGUGAACGAAACACGUCCAGGCGAUGUCAAGGACGUGUUUUUCUUGCUGUACCAAAGCCUUUCAGAGCGUCUUUUCAGAACGCUUUGUGGACAUCUAAUUCAAAGGCUGAAUGGUUUGUAAACACCCACAUUGGUAGACAAAUAUCCAAGGUUGUAUUUAAACAUCUUGAUGCUGGUACCAAGUUGUUUAAAAGCACAUGGGGAGAGGGGG
Gadus morhua (Atlantic cod) is the source of this 5979-nucleotide messenger RNA. RefSeq names its product calmodulin-regulated spectrin-associated protein 3-like. Gene Ontology annotation, cellular component: microtubule minus-end. Gene Ontology annotation, molecular function: spectrin binding; calmodulin binding; microtubule minus-end binding. Lineage: Eukaryota; Metazoa; Chordata; Actinopteri; Gadiformes; Gadidae. The record is from RefSeq and is a predicted model, not a curated record. Gene Ontology annotation, biological process: neuron projection development; negative regulation of microtubule depolymerization; cytoplasmic microtubule organization.